Messenger RNA from Prosopis cineraria, 3071 nucleotides. Its product is annotated as receptor like protein 21-like. Lineage: Eukaryota; Viridiplantae; Streptophyta; Magnoliopsida; Fabales; Fabaceae. The record is from RefSeq and is a predicted model, not a curated record. Gene Ontology annotation, molecular function: protein binding. The coding region runs from base 101 to 2833 and encodes 910 amino acids. The transcript is spliced from 4 exons.
AUAUGGGAACUAUCUUUAUUCUCACGGCCCAUAAAGAUUGAGAAUAAGCAGUAGAAGAAAUUGCGAGAGCUUCAAAGAAAGUGAGGAAGUAUACUGAAGGAUGGGAUAUUCAGUGAGAGAACAAGUGUGGUGGGUGGUGGCGAUUAUUAUAUUAUUGGGGCUUAAAGAUGGUAGUAAGGCGUGUUUGGAAGAAGAGAGAGAAGCUCUUCUCAAACUGAAAGAAGCUUUCAAUCAUCCAAACGGCUCGUCUCUUCCUUCUUGGAAUAACCUUAACAGCUCUGGUUGUUGUAGCUGGGAGGGAAUCAGCUGUGACAACUCCACUCAGAGAGUGAUAAGCCUUCUUCUGAACUAUACAAGAGCUCAAGAGUUUGAAGACAUCAACUGGUCAUUGAAUGCUUCUUAUUUUCUCCCUUUCCGCCAACUUCAAACUUUGGAUUUGUCUGGAAAUUUCUUGUCAGGGCUACUUGGAGAAAUUAGAUUGGACAACUUGCAAACUUUGUAUCUGGAAGACAACAAGCUCACAGAAGUCCCGUUCCUUGGUGUUUCUCAUUCAGACAAUUCGAAGACUUUAGAGGGUAGUCUUCAACAAUCUAAUGCGUCUCUUACAUCUCUAGCCUCCUUGCGGACGUUGUCCUUUUAUAAAAAUAGCCUGGAAGGCUCCCUACCACAACAAGGUGGCUUGUGCAAGCUGAAGAAUCUAAAAGUAUUGUCUCUCGGCCGCAACAAGUUUGAGGGUCACCUUCCUUCAUGCCUCAAUAAUUUGACAUCUCUUCGGGUGCUUGACCUUCAAUACAAUGGUUUUGAAGGACCCUUCCCUUCCUCACUCUUUCAUUCUCUAAAGUCCCUCAGAUUCAUUUCUUUAGAAGAAACCUAUUUCACUGGCAUAGCAUCGCUUUCUUUGUUUGCCAACCACUCCAACCUUCAACUCUUCUCGAUCUCGUGUUCUAAUAACCCCAAUCUCAAGCUUGAAACUGAAAAUCCUCCAUUCAUCCCUUCCUUUCAAUUACUGAUUUUUAAUGUCAUCCAAUGCACUAUGAAUGAAGGAAGAAACAACAGAAGUAGCAUACCCUCUUUUCUUCUUCAUCAAUAUGACUUGAGAGUUCUACAGCUUGGCUAUUUGAACAUUUCAGGAAGUUUCCCGAACUGGCUUUUGAAGAACAACACAAAAUUAGUUUCUUUUAAGGUUGGCCACAACUUCUUGACUGGUCCUUUUGAGCUUAACUCCACCUUAAGAUUUAUGGAUAUGCAAUACUUUGAUGCUUCCUCUAACCCCAUUAAUGAUGAAAUCCCUCCUCAUGUUGGAUCUAUUUUUCCCAACUUGCUUUCUUUGAACAUGUCUUCAAGUUCAUUACAAGGUGGAUUUCCAGCUUCACUGGGUGACAUGAAGCAAUUGAACUCACUUGACUUGUCCAAUAACAAUUUGUCUGGCUAUUUGCCCCAAGAAUUUGGUAAGGGCAUCAAUGACUUGAGGAUUUUAAAGUUGUCAAACAACAACUUAAUUGGCCCAUGUUUACCAGUUGGUUCAAAUUUCACCCAUUUGUUGAUUGUGGAUCUAAGCAGCAACAACUUCACAGGAAAAGUACGAGAAGGGAUGAUUAACAGUUUGGAAUUAAGAAUGCUGGAUUUAAGUACAAACCAACUAUAUGGUGAAAUUCCUAGCUGGAUUGGAAACUUCAAGCAUUUGGGUUACCUCAUUUUGUCACAAAAUUCUAUGGCAGGUCCAAUACCAAAAAGCUUUUGUAAUUUAGCCGAGCUUACAUAUCUAGACCUUUCACAAAACAAAAUCAAUGGCACUUUGCCAAAUUGUCUAAAUAUGCCAUCACUGAGGUACUUGCAUUUACGGAGCAAUCAUUUUAUGGGAUCCAUACCUUCUGUCUUGGCCAAAUCAUCCUUGCUGUUAACUUUGGAUUUGACAAAGAAUAAAUUUUCAAGUCAAAUUCCAAGGUGGUUUGAGUCAAUGUUGAAUUUAAGGGUCCUCCUCCUAAAGGAUAACAAACUUGAAGGAUCCAUUCCUAUGGAAAUGUGUAAGCUCAAGAACAUAAGUAUACUAGAUCUUUCACAAAAUAAGCUUUCUGGAGGGAUACCACAUUGCUUAAAUAACAUCACAUUUACAAAGAAGGAUCAUAUGGAUGGAACCUUAUUAGGAAAAUUUUUUGUCCCUUGGACAACAAGAGGCCCGGUAUUUUACUUUAAUUACACAAGCGGUGAUCUUGUUCAUGAUGAAUAUGAAAGAAAUUCUACAUUGUAUGAGCAACAAGAAGUGAACUUCAUGUCCAAAAACAGGUAUGAAUCAUAUGAAGGAAAAAUAUUAGAUUUUAUGUCCGGCCUAGAUCUCUCAAAUAAUCAAUUGACAGGUGAAAUCCCUUUAGAAAUUGGAUACUUGAACAAUAUUCAUACAUUAAAUAUGUCAGACAAUUAUUUGACUGGGCCAAUUCCAGAAACAUUUUCUGGCCUUAUGCAAAUUGAGAGUUUAGAUCUUUCAUACAACAACUUGACAGGCCAUAUUCCUUUCCAACUUACACAAUUGUACUCUUUGUCUGUAUUCUCUGUGGCUCACAAUAAUCUAUCCGGGAAGACACCUGACAUGAAGAAUCAAUUUUCAACUUUUGAUCCAAGUUGUUAUGAAGGGAAUCCUUUUCUUUGUGGUCCUCCUCUACAACAAAAGUGUUCAUCUAUUGAUAAUCCAUCAGGGAGAAACAUACAACCACAUCAUUCAGAGGAAGUGGGCUUCCAAGAUGCCUUCUUAUGGACCUUUUCAGGAGCAUUUGUAGUUUUCUUUCUAGGUGUCAUUACCUGCUUGUAUUUCAACUCCUACUUUUAUAGUUACAAGUAAAUUGGAAGAGAAUUGUGUUAGUAUUUCUAGUGUUGAUUAUUUCAAACCUUAAAGAGGGUUUUGCAGAGUUUGAAGAGCAUAUUUUACAAGAGUUGACAUGAAGAAAAGACUCAAGCCUAUGUUUAUUAUCAUUAUAAUUAGAAUCUUCCUUUUGUAAAUGAUUAGAGCUUUGUUACUCAAGUUUGAAUGCUCAAGUGAGUUUGUACUCCUUUAAUACUGUAUACCAUGACUUGAAAAA